AUGAUUAGUACCACAACAAAAGGGAAAAACUGGCCCGAGACACUCCCAUUUUUGGCUUUUGCAUAUAAUACAUCAUUCAAUGCACAAAUUGGGGAAACACCGUUUGUUGUGGUUCAUGGAUGGCACGCGCGAUUGCCUUCUGAAAAUUUGCUAAAUAAGCCAACUAAUGAUUAUGAAAAUAUAGGCACAUAUACAAAAGAAUUAAAAGAAAAAAUACAGGAUGUACAUGAAAAAGUAAAAAUUAAAUUGCAAGCGAAUGUAGAGCGAAUGAGAAAUCAGCAGAAAGUUAUAAAGAUUGUUGAGUGGAAAGAAGGGGAUCUGGUGUUGACGAAGAGAGAGGAUAAAGGAGGCAAAUUUGAUCACAAGUUCCAAGGCCCUUACAAAAUAAUUAAAGUUGAGAAACCGAACCUAAUCCUUGAAGACCCCGAUAGUGGAGAAAGGAAAACUGUGCACAUGGACAAAUGUAAAAUAUAUAAUUCUGAAAGAAACGAAGAGAGCGGCGCGCCCUUUGAAAGCUCUUCGGGAAGCGAGAACCCUAUUGACCCACCUCAAAUAAAUUUCAUAAAUUUUGAAGGAUUUUCUUAA
This is a messenger RNA of Meloidogyne enterolobii, 585 nucleotides long. Lineage: Eukaryota; Metazoa; Nematoda; Chromadorea; Rhabditida; Meloidogynidae. The record is from the annotation of a GenBank genome assembly.